Molecule: messenger RNA, 2835 nt
Organism: Actinia tenebrosa (Australian red waratah sea anemone)
Lineage: Eukaryota; Metazoa; Cnidaria; Anthozoa; Actiniaria; Actiniidae
Product: beta-1,4-N-acetylgalactosaminyltransferase 3-like
Cellular component (GO): Golgi cisterna membrane
Molecular function (GO): acetylgalactosaminyltransferase activity
Source: RefSeq, a predicted model, not a curated record
AUGGGGAUAUUAACUCGAAGAAAAUUACAAAAACUGUCGUUAAUCGUUCUGGCAGCCUUGUCUCUGUAUUUUACGUUAUCGAUUGUUUUUCACAAGAAGUAUUGGUGGCAAUCAAGAGAUUUCGAAUUAUACAACAAUUUUAGUGAACUCUUUGGAAAUACAAACAAAAGUUUCGAAGAUUUUCAAGAAGGAGAAGACGGCAUGAAAAAAGCUGAAGAAAGUCGAGAGCGAAAUUCCGGGAGCGGCUUGAAGGAGGAGCUAAGGAAAAGUAGUGAAGAUACGAAGAUUUUGAUUAAUCCGAAUGAUGGUUUAGUAAAUGUUUCAGUAAAUAAUCAAACAGAUUAUUUAUUCUCCGAUAUUAAAUCCCAUAAAAAUGGUAAUAUAAGAGAUGAAGAUCAUUUACGAAAGAUAAAGCUGGUGAAAACGAACGACGAAAUCCCGCAGGAAAACUCCGACGUCCCGAAAGGUAGAGGUCUUCAAAUUCAUUUUUGGCGCGGGAUUGCCUUACCCAAUCUAAAGGCGCUCUGCAACCAUCCAUUAUUCCCCAAGGGCCCAAGCGAAAUAUCUUUUAUAGCUAAGUUGGAAGUACAACGGAAGGAAAACUAUUUUGCUCAGCAAAUAUUCGGUUAUCUGCAUCCCUCUGUUUCAGGCAUGCACACAUUUGCAGUGGCAUCAGAUGAUAACUCAGAAGUCUGGCUAUGUGAGGAGUUUAGCAAGUGGCAAGAUGCAGUCAAGAUAUGCUCUGUAGAGGACAAGGGUGACGACCUCGUUUGGACAAGCGCAGGAGAAUUUGAUAAAUACCCCUUGCAGAAAUCAAAACCCAUGUAUUUAGAAAAGGGGAAAAAGUAUUAUCUUGAGGUUCUGCAUAUGCAGAGCGGUGCUAAUGAUAUUCUACAAGUUGCUUGGCUCCAGCCUGAGGCUACUAAUUUCACAAUUAUUGAUUAUAGAAGUACAACAUUGGUUAAUAACGGGUCUUUAAAAGAAUCCGUGCGAAUUGGAAGUGGUAUAUUUGGAAGUGAGGCAUGUACUGGGUUGGCUGAACACCAUCACCUUAGGACAGGAAGGACUCUCACCAUAGAUAGGCCCAGUUAUGUCGAGCAUAAAGAGCUAGAGGAUGCUUUGCCUGUCUGUCCYUAUAGACCUGGAUAUCUAAACCGAGCAGGACCGUUACCAGCAGGACAAUGGUACUUCAUACGUAAAUAUCGCGUACCUACCUACUGUUAUCCAUGGAUUGUCUAUCCAAAAGUCUCCGGACUACAAUUCUAUAAGGACUAUCCAUUGGAGUACAAAGAGGCUGAUAGCAUAGUGAAAGAGUACAUGAAUAAAGUAGAGAAGAAAUAUCCCGGAGUGUACAAGGUAAACAAUAUCAUAAAAGUCGAAAAAAAGGAAGAUAAUGACAAAGGAGCAAGAUAUCUUGUCGAAGUCAACGUUACAAACCACAGCAACAAAUCCACCUGUGUCAUUUCCGAGUACAUCUACAAGAACUUAACCUCUAAAGCUCUGUACUACCCAGGAAAUCUCCAAUGGCAACGACAAGCUAAGAUAGCUAUCAUAAUGAGCAUACGAAAUCAAGGCGUUUGGAUGCGGCAUUUUUUAGACAAUCUGGAAGAAAUCUAUGUCAGUACCGGUAAAAAGAAUGCCAGUCUGAUCGUGUUUGAUUACGAAAGCAAUGAUAUUGACUUAGAUGAAGAAAUGAAAUCGCGUCAGUUGCCCCCUCACAUGAUCAUCAGACAACCAGGGACGUAUUCUCGUUGUCAGUCGAUGAACGCAGCAGUUAGAAUGGUUAAAGAUCCUCAUACUAUUGUAUUUACUUUGGACUUGCAUUUGGAGAUACCGAAUACCAUAUUCGACGAAGUUAGAAAGCAUUGUUUCGAGGGAAGAAGCGUCUACUCUCCAGUCAUCAUCAGACUAAGCCCCGGCCACUCCCCAGUGGAUCCYAAUGGUUUCUGGGAACAACAAGGGUAUGGCCUGAUAGCCAUGUACAAGUCAGAUUGGGAUCGAAUUGGUGGUCUAGACGAAGAGAAGUUUAAAAACAAAUGGGGUGGAGAAGACUGGGAUAUAAUGGAGAGGGUCGUGGGGGCUGGUAUGGAGUACGAACGCGUGCGAGAAUUCAAGAUGUUUCACUUCCAUCAUUCUAAAAAAGGCAUGUGGACUGGUGACGAGGAUAUUAAAAAGGAAAAGGAUCCAUUUUCGACUUGAACGUGAACCUUGGAUGGGAUAUUUCCAUCAUUCUAAAAAAUAAAGGCACGUGCACUGGUGACAAGGAUAUUCAAAAGGAAACAUACAUGUCCAGAAUACACGAACUGAUACGGAUGGUAAAAGCUGGUUUACCAUCGGUACAGUUGGUGAAAGUAAUUAAUAUGAAAGAUUCACGAAUUCAUUAUCAARGUCAUCAAAAUUCAGAUGCACGCGUCAAUCAGUUCAAUUGGUCACCCUUUGGUAAAGCUUGCGUGUUCAUAUUAGAACUGGUCACCCUUUGGUAAACAUAAAUAUUCAUAAGACACCAAACCUUGCAUCCCCCUGUUUCAGGGCUUACCAAUGGUACCGUUGGUACAGUUGGUACCGUUGGUGGUACCGUUUUCAAAUCACGAAGACACAUAUAUUCAUCGAACACAACUAAUACACGAGAAAAUAUACGAUCGGAUCCCGUAGGAAAACAUUAUAUGUGAUGCGCCGUUUUCAAAUUACGAAGACACAUAUAUUCAUCGAACACAACAACUGAUACACGAGAAAAUAUACGAUCGGAUCCCGUAGGAAAACAUUAUGAUCCAUUUUCCACUUGAAAGAGAACCUCAGAUCAGGCAUUUAAUCAAAUAAGGAAAAAGAUACCCGAUA